Molecule: messenger RNA, 4210 nt
Organism: Poecile atricapillus (Black-capped chickadee)
Lineage: Eukaryota; Metazoa; Chordata; Aves; Passeriformes; Paridae
Product: vezatin-like
Exons: 12
Coding region: 94-2511 (805 amino acids)
Biological process (GO): cell-cell adhesion
Cellular component (GO): plasma membrane
Molecular function (GO): myosin binding
Source: RefSeq, a predicted model, not a curated record
GCCAGCGGCGCGGGGCGGGGCCGGGCGGUCGGCGGCACGGCGGACUCGGUUUCCCAGCGUGCCCGCGGGGAGGGGGUGGCAUGGCGGGCAAGGAUGACACCGGAGUUCGACGAAGAAGUGGUGUUUGAGAAUUCCCCACUGUACCAAUAUCUGCAGGAUUUGGGACACACAGAUUUUGAAGUAUGUUCCUCAGUGUCACAGAAGGCAGAGCAAUGUGCAGCAGCAGAAAGCCAAAGGGAGCAGACUGUGCAUGCUGCCCAGAAGCAAGGCAUCCUGUCAAAACUAGUUGAGUUUUUUAGAAGCUGGUUUCCUUUUCUACAGUAUAAGAAAAACAAUGACAUACUUCACCGACUGGAUGUUGGAUUUCGAUUUGACACGCUCCGUACCAUCCUGCAACAGGAAGUUCUGCUGCAGGAGGAUGUGGAACUGAUUGAAUUCCUUGACCCCAGUAUCCUGUCUGCAGGGCAGUGUAAGCAACAGGAAAACAGACAACUUCCAACGCUACGCUCCCUAGCAACUCCUAAUAUUUGGGAUGUCUCGCUGUUCCUUGCCUUUGUAAGUGCACUGCUUAUGUUUCCUUCGUGGUGGAAGGAAUCAUCAUGGCUGCUGUGCGGACCGGUGCUGCUCCUCUAUGCCGUCUUUAGAGCGUGGGGCACGUGGAGGACAGCCAAGCUGCAAAUGUCCCUGCGAAAAUACUGUCUCCAGCUGGAAGAAACAGUGGCAAAUAGCCGAGCCUUUACUAAUCUCGUGAGGAAAGCUCUACGACUCAUUCAAGAGACUGAAGUGAUUUCCAGAGGAUUUACCCUUUUGCUUGACAGGGUCAGUGCCGCUUGCCCAUUUAAUAAAGCUGGACAGCAUCCUAGUCAGCACCUGAUUGGCCUCCGGAAAGCCGUGUAUCGCUCCGUCAGAGCCAACUUCCGAGCUGCAAGACUGGCUACUCUGUACAUGCUGAAAAAUUACCCUCUGAACUCGGAGAGUGACAACGUGACCAGCUACAUCUGUGUGGUUCCCUUUAAGGAGCUGGGUUUGGGACUGAGUGAAGAGCAGGUCUCCGAAGAGGAGGCACACAAUCUGACUGAUGGCUUCAGCUUGCCUGCACUCAAGGUCCUCUUUCAGCUCUGGGUAGGGCAGAGUUCAGAAUUUUUCAGGAGGCUGGCGCUGCUGCUCUCCCCAGCCAACGCAUCCCCCAAGCCCUUGGUGUCGCCGGAGCGGCUGCCUCACCACAUCCUGCGCGACGUGACCCAGGGCCUACCUCACACCCACGCUGCCUGCUUGGAGGAGCUCAAGAGGAGCUACGAGUUCUAUCGCUACUUCGAAACUCAGCAUCAGUCGGGCUUGGAAUGGCCAGCCAGGACCAAGCAGGAGUCCAGAGAGCUCAGCAGUCUCCAGACAGCGGUACGCAGCUUGCAGCUUCACCUCAAGGCACUGCUCAAUGAGGUAAUAAUUCUUGAGGAUGAACUUGAAAAGCUUGUUAGCACUAAGGAGACACCCGAGUUGACAACAGAAGCCCGUCAGGUUCUGGAACAAAAACUAAAGUUUAUUCAGCCUCAUAUCCAGGCAAGCAACAGCUGCUGGGAAGAAGCCAUUUCUCAGGUGGAAAAAAUAAAUGGAAGAAACCCAAGUAAAAAAGGCAAAAUUGAAGUUUCCUGUGACAACCUACAGCAUACUACAGUACCUUUAACACAGCCUGCCAUAUACAUAGAAAACAAAGAUCCAAUCCCUGAAGAGCAGGAACUGGAAGCAUAUGUUGAUUAUUCAGAUACAGAUAAUGAGUACAAAAGGGAAGAUUUUUACUGCUUCUCCCAAGAAGAAAGAGAGAGGCAAGAGCGAGAGAGACAGGAAUCUAAGAGGGUGUUACAAGAAUUGAAAUCUGUACUGGGAUUCAAAGCUUCAGAAAUUGAAAGACAGAAGUGGAAACAGCUACUAUUCAGUGAACAUGCUGCAGUGAAACCCUUGUCUCCUGUAGAACCAUUGAAGCUACUAAAUAAUGUGGAAUCACAUAUGAAUUCAGAUACAGAAAAGCAGGACUGCAGCCAAAGUUGUGAUAAAUCUGAAGAAAACGAUUCUAAUCCAGAAGUGAAUACUGCUGAUAAAAGCAGGACAGAAUAUUUGUAUGAAGAUCCUGAGAUGGAGAAAAACAAAGACAGUACUGCAGCUAAAGAUGUUUCUACAGGGGCAGAAGAAAGAAUGUACUAUCACUGUGAAGGGGAUGCUGAAGAACUCAAACCGAGCAGUGUGGAUGGAGUAGAGGCUUCACAGCCUCCCUCUAAGGAUAUAUUACAUUCAAAAAUCAAGGAAAGGCUGGCCCAGCUCCACAUAUCAACAGAUUUUAACUUCACAUCUGGUCUGGCUGCACAAGUUGCUGCCAGGUCUUUCGCUUUUACUACAAUGCAGGAAGAGACUUUUGGAGAUGAUGGGGAGGAGGAGGAAGAAAAGACACAGGAGAAUGAAGACCUUGUGGAGAACUGUGAAAAUGAAGAGAGAGGCUCUGAAAGUGAAGGAAAAGUAUAAGUCUGAGCUUUUUAUUAAACCAACUUUAUUAAACCAACAGCAGGCAGUUUGAUGGAAAAAAAAAAACUAAGGUGGGGGUUGAAGCUGAAAAUACUGGAUGGAAAAAAGGAGACCUAAAUAUAAUACAUCGUGUUCCAUAAGACUGAUACACUAAAUAGGACUUCUAAAUAUAUUGAAAUUUUGCAGGUAAGAGAAGUUUAGGCUGCAUCCAAAAAAGAGAUGGCUGGUCCCUUUUUAAGAUCCUAGUGAGGGGGGUUAGAAUUUACCUUUGUGUUUUCUGUUUUAUUUAUUUAUAUUAUAGUUUCUUGUUUCUAAAAAGAAGGAAAAAUGUUUUGAUUUACAACAGACUCCAUUUUUUUUUCUCUCUGAUUCUUUUGUCAUGGUAUCAGUGUUUGUUCCAACAAAAAAAAGCCAGGACAUUUCUUUUGGAAGAACCUGAACUGUUCCCUGUGAUCUUCCCCCACCACUUUUGUUUCACUUCUUGUGUCUGCAGUGUGUUGGCUAAGCCACGAUAGGCAUUUGUGAUUCUGCGACUAGUGAUGUGGCACCCAGCUAAAAUGUAGAAUUUUAAAUAAAAACCUGAAAGAGCUAGUAUUUGAUGUCUCCUGGGGUAUGGGGCUGAAAUAGUAUAAAGUUCAUCAUGCUUCAUAUUAAAGUUUAUUUAGAAUUUUAUGAAGGGUUAAUAAAUUAUUUCUAUCAGUUGUAAUUCAUGUUAGAGAAAUGUGUUGUUAGUAAAUUUUAGGGAAGGUUAUAAGCACACCAGUAAGUACUAUAGACAUCUAGAACCUAUCUGUUGGAUUGACAGAGAUGAGAACACCUAUUUAUUAAGCCAGCUAUUAAUUGUUUGUUAACCUUUUGUAAACUGAACCUUAAUGUAAUUGUUUGAUUUGAUAUAAUGAUCAAUUGUACAUUUUUGCUUAUGUCCUGAAGUAAUUUUCGUAAAGGAAAUUAUCUGAGAGCUUAACAACAUGCUGCAUUUUGUUUGAACACCAUAGUUGCUUUUCACUAAUGUUCUUUCACUUUUCCUUAGAUCGUGACUUUAACCUGUGGGAUUAAGAAUCCAUGAAAGAACUACAGUUGUGUGUUUUGUUUCUUGUAACUUAGUUAACUGAUGAUGAAGUCUGGAUGUCUGGUAUGAGGUCAUGCGAAUUCCUUUUUUAUCUCUGGUGGUGUUACAAGGAGCAGGAAACUGAUGCUCACCUCACAGAGGAGCUGCUUAAUGGUUUCAUUGCCCUCUCUUCCUUUUGCUCUCUGACACAAAAUGAAGCAAAGCUCCCGUGUCUCUAAUGGCGAGAGCAUCACUUCCUUGUGUAGAAUACUCUACUUGGACCCAGAUACACUUCCAGGACAAAACACUGCAGCAGUUACUUAGAGUAUGUAUUGGGUUUUGCAGAUUCUAUAGAGUAAAGAGUUUUUUUAGAUGCUGGUGGUGCAGAGCAAAAUCUUUCCUAGGUUGGUGUUGUGGAAAGUGGGGAAGGUAACGCAGGUCAGCAGAUUAGGAUGGAACUCUUGACGGUAUGUCAGAAAACAAGUGUUCUCUUUCAAUUCCCUGGCCUGUAUUAGCGAUUUUGCAUGAACACUGUGAAAUAUGUGGACUUUUUCACAGAUGGUAAAGAGGUAAAUAUCAAUUAAUAGAGAAGAGAAUAUGACUUACAGUGUUCUUUCACUGUAUAAUGCCUGUCCUCUCCUUCACACACAG